AUGCAACAAAACCAGCGCCUAAAAAGUGACUGCUCGGGCACAGCUUCCCGCCCCUCCGCCCUGGAGGCGCUUGGCCUCCGGCCGCGCUCGGCCCCGGCGCUGCUCCUCCCCUCCACGGCUCAUUUAGCAGAGGCGCUCGGGGGCCCAGGAUAUCCACAGCCGCCCGCCGAGGCGGAGGCGGCGGCGGAGUCGGCGGAGAGGGAGCUCCUUCACCAGGCCAAGGACCUCGGCGGCUAUCUAUUUAACUUUGCGACUGCCGCUACAAAAAAGAUAACUGAAUCAGUUGCUGAAACUGCACAAUCGAUAAAGAAAUCCGUAGAAGAAGGAAAAAUAGAUGACAUCAUCGAUAAGACCAUUAUAGGAGAUUUUCAUAAGGAACAGAAAAAGUUUGUUGAGGAACAGCAUACAAAAAAAUCAGAAGCAGCAGUGCCCCCAUGGGUUGAUAGUAAUGAUGAAGAAACAAUUCAGCAACAAAUUUUGGCCUUAUCUGCUGACAAGAGGAACUUCCUUCGUGACCCUCCCAUCGGCGUGCAGUUUCAAUUUGACUUUGAUCAGAUGUACCCUGUUGCCCUGGUCAUGCUCCAAGAAGACGAACUGCUGAGCAGGAUGAGAUUUGCCCUUGUUCCUAAACUUGUGAAGGAAGAAGUGUUUUGGAGGAACUACUUUUACCGUGUGUCCCUGAUCAAGCAGUCAGCCCAGCUCACAGCCCUGGCCGCCCAGCAGCAGGCCUCUGGAAAAGAGAAGAGCCAUGGCAGAGAGGAUGCUUUGCCACUGACAGAGGCAGUACGGCCCAAAACGCCACCUGUCGUAAUCAAAUCUCAGCUUAAAACUCAAGAGGAUGAAGAGGAGAUCUCUACCAGUCCAGGUGUUUCUGAGUUUGUCAGUGAUGCCUUUGAUGCCUGUAACUUAGAUCAGGAGGAUCUGAGGAAGGAUAUGGAGCAACUGGUGCUUGACAAAAAACAGGAGGAGACAACCGUACUAGAAGAGGAUUCUACGGAUUGGGAAAAAGAACUGCAGCAGGAACUUCAAGAAUAUGAAGUGGUGACAGAAUCAGAGAAACGAGAUGAAAACUGGGAUAAGGAAAUAGAGAAAUUGCUGCAGGAGGAAGAUUAACUGUUGACUGAAAUAAGUCCUUAACAUUCUGUAACUGAUAUUAAAUUCUAGCUGGUAAAACUUGCUCAAUCAAAAGGCACAAAAAAGUAUAACAAGUAUUCUUUUUUCACGUUGAAACUUGCCUCUUUUAAAAAUAUAUAGAGCAGUUAUUCUAAUAAUCAGAAAGGGAUGUUUUAUGUAAUAUUUCUUUAAUAUAAAUCUAGUUAGAGAUGUUCUUAUAGUCAGUGUGGAUAUCUUAGUCACAGAAACACAAGUAAAAUUUUAGAGUACUGUUUUCCUUGCGGUCAAAAACAUAUUCUUCGAUUGUGGUUUUCUAGACAUUUGUACUUCUUGUUGCACUUUUGUUGAUACAUGUAUGUUAAAGUAUUUAAUGGAUUGAUAACUAUCAAAAUGACCAAAUUGUACCAAAGAACUUAAGAGGAAGCACUUUCGAAACU
Molecule: messenger RNA, 1550 nt
Organism: Miniopterus natalensis
Lineage: Eukaryota; Metazoa; Chordata; Mammalia; Chiroptera; Miniopteridae
Gene: SYAP1
Product: synapse associated protein 1
Biological process (GO): TORC2 signaling; regulation of short-term neuronal synaptic plasticity
Cellular component (GO): Golgi apparatus; synapse; nucleus
Source: RefSeq, a predicted model, not a curated record